AUGUUCAAUCCCAACAUCCCCCCUCCCAACCGCGGCCGUCGCCAACAAGAUCCCAUCGUGAUUGCCGACGACGAGGAGGACGAAGAAGUCGAAAGCGACUACCCGGAACAGAUCUACAUCGAAGGAGUCGAAGACGACCAAGACUCAUUAGAUCGCGAUCUCGACGAUGACGAUGACGACGACGACGACAUGCAAGUAGAGUACUCAUUACAAUCAUCACGGCCUCACUCGGGUAUAAUGGGGUAUAACCAAGAACGCCAAAUACGCACUCGACUGCGCGAAGACCGACACGCCGCGUUAUGCGUCCUCUUAGAUAGGGAAUUACUGACUAUUCAGGCGUUGGCGCAUCAGGAGACCCUCCCGCAAACCCGCCGCCGAUUCCUAUCCCGUCUUCUUGCCCCGGAGGACCCCGAAUCCGCGGCCUCGAUCCGCGCAGACCGGUUCACGGUGCAGCAUCCCAGUACGAGCAGUAUUGCUUCUUCGUCGACGGUUGCGAUGAUUGUGCCGCGUCAGGUGGUGGAUGUGCAUGAGACGGAUGAUGCGGGGUGGAGGAGGCCGAUGGAGCGGGCGGGACGAGGGGGAUCGAUAUUGGGUCUGUCUGUAUAUUCAACAAUAAUUCAAUGA
Aspergillus niger is the source of this 624-nucleotide messenger RNA. RefSeq lists its product as hypothetical. The transcript has 4 exons. Bases 1 to 624 code for a protein of 207 amino acids. NCBI's taxonomy places the organism in Eukaryota, Fungi, Ascomycota, Eurotiomycetes, Eurotiales, Aspergillaceae. The record is from RefSeq and is a predicted model, not a curated record.